CAUCACUAGGGGACGCCCGUUUCCUAACACGUCCAUGUGCAGUACGGACCUCUGUGCGUUAUGCAUCCGUUUUGUGUCAGUCAUUUACGGGCGUGGAGCCCGAAGCUGGUGUGUUUUCUCCGCUAUUCUACCCCCAGCGAUCUCCCGGUGAUUCGCCUCCCACGUCGGACCCUGCAGUUCCUGGAGAAGCAGCAGACCGGAGCGGUACCGGUUCCCCGGGCCGGCAAACUGCUGAUUAGCUCCCGUAGGCGAGAGCUGAACCAGUUCUCCCGUGAGACGUGCGGCCUCUGGGAGCUGCCGCCUCUGGUGAGCCGGGGCUGGAAGCACAGGCAGUCCCGUGGAGACCACUUCACCAUUAACAGGCAGCGGGAACAGCGCCCCUGGCCGGAGACAGAGGGAACCUUUCACUCUCUUCCUCUGGAUCCCAGACUGGUGUCGGCUCUGGACUCUCAGGGCAUCACGACCCCCACCUGGAUCCAGAACCAGACCAUCCCUCCUCUGCUACAUGGCAAGAACGUGCUGUGCGCCUCCGAGACCGGCAGCGGCAAAACCCUGGCCUAUAUAGCCCCUAUAAUACACAGACUCCUGUGCCAGGACGUCGACGACGUCACCUCCACGGACCCUCGGAGCCUGGUCCUGGUUCCCUCCAGAGAGCUCGGAGGCCAGGUGGCCUCUGUGGCUAAAAGACUUUGCGCCCAGUUGGGUUUAUCCGUAAGGUUUGUGGGUGGAGGUCAUGGGCGCAGAGCUGUGGAGAGGCAGCUCGGUGGCGGUCCGCUGGACAUAUUGGUGGCUACGCCCGGUGCUCUCUUAAAGGCCCUGAAGUGGGGCAAGCUCGGCCUGUCCGAUCUUCAUUACUUUGUUCUGGACGAGGCUGACACGCUGUUCGAUGAGACCUUCUGUGAACUGGUGGAGGCGAUUCUCAUGCACGCCCAGAUCGCCUCUCGGGCUAGUGAUCUGCAAGGGCCCGAUAGGAAAGCCCAGCUGGCAGUGAUUGGAGCCACCUUCCCCAGAGGCGUUGCCAAGGUCCUGAGUAAGGUGACGGAUCUUGGCAGCAUUGACACCAUCAAAAGCAAGAGACUGCAUUUCCUAAUGCCCCAUGUUCAGCAGGUGUUCAAAAAACUGAAGGGACUGGAUAAAACCACCGAACUUCUGGAGCUGCUGAAGAUACAGGUUGCGGAGAAACCAGGCAAAGGAGUUCUGGUCUUUUGUAACAGCUCGGGCACAGUGAACUGGCUUGGUUAUAUACUGGAUGACCAUGGCAUCAAGCACGCCAGGCUUCAUGGCCAGAUGCCAGCGGAUAUGCGUUCCGGUAUCUUUGAUAGCUUUCAGAAGGGCGAGUGGGACGUGUUGGUCUGCACUGACAUCGCUUCACGAGGGCUGGACAGUCUCAGGGUGGACACCGUAGUCAAUUAUGAUUUUCCUAACGCUUUGGAGGACUACUUACACAGGGCAGGAAGGGUGGGUCGCGUCGGCAGCGAGAGUAGCGGUAUGGUAGUGAGUUUUGUCACGCACGCCUGGGAUGUUGAACUGGUGCAAAAGAUUGAAACUGCUGCUCGAAGGCGAAGCAGUCUCCCAGGGUUAGAGUCCAGCUUAAAGGAGCCCGUGGACUCCAGUCACCUUAUUAAAGAGCAAUAGAAGGUGAAGCAACAACGUGUGUAGAUUCCUUCUGCAAAUCAUGGUCCUGGUCCAGGCCUGUUAGGUUUCUACAGCUUUCUAGGAUAAUUGGUGGCUCUUCUUCGAAGAAGAUAAUAUUUGUUGAAUAAAAGUUUAUUU
Bufo bufo (common toad) is the source of this 1773-nucleotide messenger RNA. It is a transcript of the gene DDX28, whose product is annotated as DEAD-box helicase 28. Gene Ontology annotation, molecular function: ATP binding; nucleic acid binding; RNA helicase activity. The transcript has a single exon. The record is from RefSeq and is a predicted model, not a curated record. Gene Ontology annotation, biological process: mitochondrial large ribosomal subunit assembly. The coding region runs from base 61 to 1635 and encodes 524 amino acids. NCBI's taxonomy places the organism in Eukaryota, Metazoa, Chordata, Amphibia, Anura, Bufonidae. Gene Ontology annotation, cellular component: mitochondrion.